GGUUAUCUAAAUCAACAGUGAUAUAUUUGUUGGAAAAAAUUGAACAUAUUUUGGAAUUUCCUGAUAAUAGGUGAGUACCUAACUAUUUACAUAUGUUAUCAAUUUCAAUGUAUGUACAAUAGUCUAUAAUGUUAUUAAAACUGUAGUUUAUUAAAUAUUUAAGUUAAAGUGUGGGUUCCUGGGUUCCUACAUUUUCACUUAUUACCUAUUAUACCUAGCUACGAAAUAAAGGUAAAAGCAUAAAAGGUUACUUUAUUGCUCUCCUAACAGUAACUUUUGAAUAGAAAAUGAGCCUGUAUAGGUAGGCCGUAGGUACCUGUUUGGUGCUAACCUACCUACCAUGGUAAAUUGAUACCCGAGGUAUAUCUUACUUAUGUUUCUACCUAUUUUAAUUUGUAGUUGUUUAUAUUUUUUACAGGAACAAUUCCAUACCACCCAUAAAUCAAUUAUUAAUAGCUUUAAGAUAUUAUGCCACAGGCAAUCACUUGCUUGCUGUGGCUGAUAUGGGUGGUACUAGUUUGGCUACAUCCAGCCGGAUAGUAAAGAGAGUGUCUCAAGCAAUUGUUUCCCUACGUCGAGAAUUCAUUAUAUUUCCUGAUACAAACAGAGACCAAGACAGAGUUAAGAUAGACUUCUAUGAUAUAGCUAGAUUCCCUAAUGUACUAGGCUGUAUUGAUUGCACACAUGUAAAAAUUCAGUCACCAGGUGGAGAUGAUGCUGAACUAUUUAGAAACAGGAAAGGCUACAUGUCCAUAAAUGUCCAAACAAUUGCAUCAGCAAAGUUGUUGGUCCAGGAUGUUGUUGCACGCUGGCCAGGCUCUACACAUGACUCAGCAAUUUACCAAAAUAGCUAUAUUUAUAGAAAGUUUGAAAGAGGGGAGUAUGGAGACAGCCAUUUACUUGGGGAUAGUGGCUAUCCCUUAAAGCCUCAUCUCUUGACACCUUAUCUCAACCCUACAACAAGUGGAGAACGAAAAUAUAAUGAGGCCCACAUUAGAACACGAAAUGUGGUGGAACGGCAAUAUGGUGUGCUAAAACGAAGGUUUCCAGUACUUGCGGUUGGAAUUCGUUUAGCUUUAAACAAUGCCAUUAAUGUCAUUAUAGCUUGCUGUAUCUUGCAUAAUAUAUGCAUAUUAAGAAAUGAGCAACAGCCUGUGAAUAAUGAUGAUGUGCCUAACCUGGAAGAGCUAAUUGCAAGGGGACAAAUAAAUAAUAUGGCAUUUUCUGACAGACCUUCUUUGUCAUAUGGAUUUCGCAGAAAUCAAAUUACACAAUAUUUUGAUAAUUUAUAAAUAUCUAAUUUAUUAUGUAAAAUAUAUAUAGUAAUUUCACCAAUAAAUAAAACACAUACCUUU
This is a messenger RNA of Parnassius mnemosyne (clouded apollo), 1355 nucleotides long. The record is from the annotation of a GenBank genome assembly. Lineage: Eukaryota; Metazoa; Arthropoda; Insecta; Lepidoptera; Papilionidae.